This is a messenger RNA of Perca fluviatilis (European perch), 2503 nucleotides long. RefSeq names its product F-box/LRR-repeat protein 7-like. Gene Ontology annotation, cellular component: SCF ubiquitin ligase complex. Lineage: Eukaryota; Metazoa; Chordata; Actinopteri; Perciformes; Percidae. Gene Ontology annotation, biological process: SCF-dependent proteasomal ubiquitin-dependent protein catabolic process. The transcript is spliced from 4 exons. Gene Ontology annotation, molecular function: protein binding. The record is from RefSeq and is a predicted model, not a curated record.
UAUGAUUGCCCGCACUCAGCCUGAUAAACAGCUGCUUACCAUUUAGGGCACUUCACAAAAGUUUUCUCCGAACUCCUCGAAUCGAGAUUUUUUUGUGUAUGUGUGUGUGUGUGUGUGUGUGUGUGUGUGUGUGUGUGUGUGUGUGUGUGUGUGUACAUCGCUCUUUGUCUGUGGAUGUUCAGAUAUAGAAAGUCUGCACCGCUGGAAGCUCGAGUCUGGACUCUAGGUUUGCGUAAUGCUGAGGCGUCUUCUGCUCAACAUCUGGAUUAACUAUUUGGAGUCAGAGCUAGCGGCCAUACACACAACUUUGACUGUCUAGCCUGUCUUUUGUAAAAACGACUGCCCUUUUUCUCUGGAAUUUAACUCCUUUUGAUACACCGAGUUUUGCGCAUAGAUUAUGUAUUCUUUAAAAUGGGUGCGAACAAUGGAAAACAGUAUGGAAGCGAGGGUAAAGGGAGCUCAAGCAUCUCUUCUGACAUAAGUUCGAGCACGGAUCACACACCAACCAAAGCUCCAAAGAAUGUGGCUACCACCGAAGGUUUAGACUCCAGCACUCGGACUCUGAGCACCCCCAGCCCCGGUCUUAUCCUGCCAUCCAAGUCCUCCUCCCUCUCCUCGCCCGCCCUCUCCAGUAACGGCCAUGAGACCAACUCCUCUUCCUCCUCCUCUGCCCCCGCCGAGACCGUCGCCGUGGUCCACUCUCAACCUGGCACUCACGCUCGCUCCCGCCAGUCCAAAAGCCACCACCACGCUCCCAUUGACCUCCUCCCCGACCACGCCCUUCUGCAGAUCUUCUCCCAUCUCCCCACCAAUCAGCUGUGCCGCUGCGCGCGCGUAUGCCGCCGCUGGUACAACCUGGCAUGGGACCCGAGGCUGUGGAGCACCGUCCGCCUAACAGGAGAGCUGCUUCACGCCGACCGUGCCAUCCGGGUCCUGACCCACCGGCUGUGCCAGGACACCCCGAACGUGUGUCUGACCCUAGAGACGGUGGUGGUGAAUGGCUGCAAAAGGCUCACCGACCGAGGGCUGCAUGUGGUGGCUCAGUGCUGCCCGGAGCUACGUCACCUGGAGGUCGCCGGCUGUUAUAACAUCUCCAACGAUGCUGUGUUUGAGGUGGUGUCCCGCUGCCCUGGCCUGGAGCACCUGAACCUCUCAGGCUGCUCCAAGGUGACAUGCAUCAGCCUCACCCAAGAGGCCUCCCUCCAGCUGUCCCCUCUGCACGGCCAGCAGAUUUCCAUCCACUACCUGGACAUGACCGAUUGUUUUUCCCUCGAGGAUGAGGGCUUGCGGACUAUCGCCUCCCACUGCCCCCGCCUGACACAUCUGUACUUGCGCCGCUGCACCAGACUGACAGAUGAAGCCUUGCGCCACCUGGCUCUCCACUGCCCUUCAAUAAAGGAGCUUAGUCUCGCGCAGUGACUGCGCGGGGGGGGGGGGGGCGGUGACUGCUUUUACUGCCCGAGACUGCGCUACUUAAACGCGAGAGGUUGCGAGGGGCUGACAGACCACGGCCUGAGCCACUUGGCCAGGAGCUGCCCAAAACUCAAGUCCCUGGACGUGGGUAAGUGCCCGCUUGUGUCGGACAGCGGGCUGGAGCAGUUGGCUAUGUACUGCCAAGGCCUGAGGCGAGUGAGUCUCAGAGCAUGCGAGAGCGUGACAGGCCGAGGACUCAAAGCUCUGGCAGCCAACUGCUGCGAGCUGCAGCUUCUCAACGUGCAGGACUGCGAGGUGUCGCCAGAGGCUCUGCGGUUUGUUAGACGCCACUGUCGCCGCUGUGUGAUCGAGCACACAAACCCUGCUUUCUACUGAGACGGGGAGUUCUUGGACUGGUCUUCUGACAAAUGGAUGUUCUAAUAUUCCUGCUAGGGAGUUGGUAGAGUUCAGCGGCCUACGUGUCAGAACUGGUUGAAAACUGGUUUGCAAUACUGGCCAGAAUUUGUCUCUUUAAAUCCGCUUAGUGGCUGUUAAUGCUGAAUAUACUUCGUAGACUGUAUUUAACAUAUUUAUCUGUAAAAAAGGCAGAGAAGUAUAGUAUUUCAGCUUAUAACAUCUUUCAUCAUCCCACUUUACUUGCUACAACAAUAGGCACUGGGUACAGUUGUGUUGCCAUUUAAAAGCAUUGUAAUAUAUUUUUAUUUCAACACCUUUAUGGCCCUGAAACAUAAUUAUUAUCAUACGUUACUGCAUCUAUUUAAAAAGAAACAGCAAGUAUCUUCAGACUAAACCACUAAGAAUGUAGCUAUAAAACAGCAGCAACUACAGCAGAUCUGAUUCAAAAUGUUCUCAGUUUCCCUUUCUUUAUGUUGCAUAUGCACUUUAUGCAAUUGUGCUGACAAUCACUUCAACUGAGCUCAAAGCGUCAUCAUUUUUCAUUUUCUGUAAAUUAAACUAUUGAGCAAGGUUGUUGUUUUUGUUUUUUUUACAGCCAAAUAGAAACUGUUGUUGAGAAUUAACAAAGAACACAUUGCUGCUAUAACUGUGCCAAUAAAUUCUUCCAAAUCCA